Emiliania huxleyi CCMP1516 is the source of this 1134-nucleotide messenger RNA. RefSeq lists its product as hypothetical. Lineage: Eukaryota; Haptophyta; Isochrysidales; Noelaerhabdaceae. The transcript has 4 exons. Bases 1 to 1134 code for a protein of 377 amino acids. The record is from RefSeq and is a predicted model, not a curated record.
AUGGUAGCGGCGGCAAGCGCCUGCCCGCUGGGGCUGAGUGCACCGGCCUCGGCGGCACCGGCGGAUGGUGUCGCGGCUGGUGCCUCGGACGGCGACCCCUGGGCCGGGCUGGGCGGAGGGUGUUGGGCUCGGAUGUCCGGACGGCAGGAUGCGGUCACGGAGCAUCUCUUCCACGAGGGUGGAAUUGCCGCCAGAUGCGAGGCGCACGUCGACGUCUACAACGCCACGCUUUUCGCCGUCCUCGGCGAGGACGCCACCCCCUUCGAGUGCGCGUCUGCCGAGCUUCUCGACGCGCGGCGCGCGAGCCUCCGCAACGCCGCCGGCGCCGUCGUCACCGCCGAGUGCCUCAAAGCGACGCAGCGCCUCCUCGAUGUCUCCACGCCCAUCGGCAAGUGCGUCUAUCGCGUCCCCGCCAACAAGAAGGAGUUGCUCAACUCGCCGGAGCGCGAGCACUGGUUGGCUGCCGAUGAGAAGGGGCUCGACUGCAUCCUUCGUGGGCCCGGCAACUGCCUCGUGCCCGUCACCGUCCCCGCCGCCAAGGGCGUGCCAGUCCAGCGCUGCGUCACUGCGCGCAAGAUCAAGGUGGACCAGGCGACCGGACGCCUUGACAAGCACGACCCCUACAAGUCUCGGCACAGCGCCGACGGAGGUUUCGCCAAGGUCCAGCGCGAGCGCGCCGGCUUACCCGCCAGCCAAGUCCCCGCCACCUCGACCGUCGUCGACGACAUGACCACCAAGCUGUUCCUCGGCCACGCCGCCGCCAUCGACGCCAAUCUGACCAAGGGAGACGUCGGCCCCGUCGGCUACAUGAGCAUCCCGUCCACGCUGCCCAUGACCGACGAGGACGGCACACAGCUCUGCAUCGAGCUCUCGACGCCGCUCUGGGGUGAGGAAAGCGCCGGCUACGAGUGGGAAUGCACCUUCAACGAGACCAUCAAGAGCCUCGGUUGGAUGCCGUGCCCGGGCGUCCCCGCCAUGUUCUCCUACCACGGUGAGCACAGCGAGGCUCGCAUGAUCACCAUCGUUGACGACUUCAUGAUCUCCGAGGUCAACGGCACCGCCGCCACCGAAGCCACCAUCGCCGCGCUCAAGGCCGCGUUCGACGGCGAGGUCAAGGCCGAGUUCGCGGUUUGA